Messenger RNA from Ruditapes philippinarum (Manila clam), 1783 nucleotides. RefSeq lists its product as uncharacterized. The record is from RefSeq and is a predicted model, not a curated record. The coding region runs from base 18 to 440 and encodes 140 amino acids. NCBI's taxonomy places the organism in Eukaryota, Metazoa, Mollusca, Bivalvia, Venerida, Veneridae. The transcript has 2 exons.
AUGAAUGUAUGCGUUAAAUGUUACAGACAUUAACUCCGAGGGAAGAUUCAACUCGAAAGUCCUUGCAUGGAACCAGAAGCAUUCUGGAUUCACUGAACUCGCCGGACGAGAUGUUGCGUACAAUCAACCACUACAUAUCCCCAGAGCUCACAUUGAAAGGGGUAAUUCGUUUGGAAUACACAACGACGGCUCUGAUAGUGGUAGAACUAGAGCAAACAGAGCCCGUUAUGAUAAUGGAAUCUUCAAAAGCAACCAUGGCGUUACUGGAGGUAGAUCUAACAGAGCCCGUAAUGACAAUGGGAUUCACAAUGAUGGUUUUGAGAGUUAAAAGAGCCAGUGCUAAUGAUGUGAUCAACAAAGGCUUUGAUCAUUCUUGGGAUAGAUCUUACAGACCUUCGUAUGAUGACAAGAUGGAUGAAGAGGAAUAUUUCAACUUUUAAGAAAUAGAAUCCAAUUUUUACUGUAAAGAUAAUCAUAUGGAUGUGUUUUAUUCUAUUUUAAUUUUGAUAAAAUAAAUUAAGAUAAAAAGUGUCUCCAAAAAAAAUUAAAAAGGAAAACACUACCAAAUUGUUUCUAUUAUGAUAAUUAUCUUAUAGUCUUUUGUAUAUAUUUAAAUAUCUUGUAUUUUUCUCUUAUACUAGACAAUGAGUAUUUUCAGGAAGAUAACUCUUGACGGAUUGUAUAGCAAAUUAUAGUGCGUGUUAAAGAUCAUGUAUGUUGCAAACUUAAUAGAAAUUUUAUAUAUGUAUAUAAUUAUGCUUCUAAAACAAUUUUCAUAUCGAAGAAUAUGUUAAAUAUGUACUGUCCAUAUUAUAUGUAAUCAUCAAAAUAUAUGCAUUCAUUUCUUUUUUUAAAAAAUUGACUUGGACGUUAUAGAAAAUAAAUUUCUAAUUAUCUCCCUUGAUUAACAUGAAAUGUAAAUUUGGAAAUAUCUUUACAAACAAUGCUUUUUUGAACUUACAAUAUUGAAAAAUCUUCAUUUUAGCAUUAUAUUAAGGAUAUAAAACCAUAAAAAAUUGAGUUACAAGAUCUUCAAACAUUUUAUUAAUUUUUUACUUCAAGUAAAAUUUCUUUUGAUUUCGAUGUAUCUUACUAUAAAAGUGAUAUUUAACAUUUGUUUUUCUAACGGAAUUGUGUGAAUUUCCAAUGUAAGCAUAUGGUUUAAACAACAUUAUUUUACAUUUCUACAACAUAGCUAUUAUAGUUUUCUCCCUAAUACUUUCAAGCAUUUUUAUCGUGUGAUUGUUGUAUGUUUAAUGAUAAUGAUUGACUCCUAAAUUUGUUAUUAAUUCAGAUCACAAGCUUUGUAGCAAAGACAAAAAGAAAAAUCUUUGUAUUUAUAGUGUAAGACAUUUUUCUUUCUAGUUUUGAUUAUGCAUGUAAAUAUAUAGACUCUGAUAAAAUUUGAAGAUUAAUCUUCAACCAAAUAUUUCAAGAAUAAUAAGACAAACUAAAUUAUGAUUUAUUCUUUCAUUCAACGAUUUUCCGGAAAAGGCAACUGCUCCCACUGUAUGAUUUGAUUUAGGCCAGAAAUAAUUGGUAAACUUCUUAUAAGUAGAUUUAUAAGUAUCAUAGCGAAAAAAGAAAUUUAUUAAAUCUAUCGCUUUACAUGCUAAAUGUUUGCAUACUUGAACAACAGUAUAAAUGUUGUUGUGUUAAUUUCAGUGACGUUGUUAACAUUUGUAUGCAAAUAACUUUGAUGUUGGUAAAAAUGCUCAACAAGAAAAACAAACUAUGAAAUAACAUAAACAUCAUACUAUUGUGAUAAAAUAUCUGUUAAGAU